CCCGAGCGCAGACCCGGCCGGCGUGCAGCGGUCACGUGGCUCCCACAGCAUCAAGCUCAAGUGCAUUUGUUCUGUGUAGCCUGUUUUAAAGGAUUUUGCCUCCAUCGACAGAAAAGCAGAGAGGAUAACUUUUUGGAAUUUGGCCUGUCGGGUCCUUUUGACGUUACACUCGCUGCAGGUCCCACUUUCUCUCUUUUCCCCUCUGGGAAGAUCAAUACUUAAGCAGGUUCCUUUCUCCUGAAGACCUCAGUGCGUUUAGUUCCUCAGGAUGUACAGCUUUAUGGGAGGAGGCUUAUUCUGUGCCAUUGUGGGCAACAUCCUCCUGGUGGUCUCCUUGGCGACAGACUACUGGAUGCAGUACAGACUGUCUGGCAGCUUCGCUCACCAGGGCCUGUGGAGAUACUGCAUGUCUGGCAAGUGCUACACGCAGACCGACAGCAUCGCUUACUGGAACGCGACCCGGGCCUUCAUGAUCCUCUCAGCGAUGUCGUGUUUUGCGGGAAUCAUCGCAGGCAUCCUCUCCUUCGCUCACUUCUCCGCCUUUGAGCGAUUCAACCGUUCCUUCGCUGCAGGGAUCAUGUUUUUUAUCUCCACGCUCUUUGUUUUGCUCGCUAUGGCCAUCUACACCGGGGUGACGGUCAACUUCCUCGGGAAGCGUUUCGGUGACUGGCGUUUCUCAUGGUCCUACAUUCUGGGCUGGGUGGCUCUGCUCAUGACCUUUUUUGCAGGUAUAUUUUACAUGUGUGCCUACAGGAUGCAUGAAUGCCGCAGAGUGGCCGCCCCUCGCUAAAACACAAGAGGACGUUUUCAAGAACUCAAGCAAACACUCAAGUGUCUAAACAUGCAUAUGCAAGUGUUUGGUAGUAUGAUCUUACUUAAAAAAGCACCAGUGUAAAUUGGUAGAGAGAUAGAAUAUGUCACGUUCUGAUUCUGCAGGUUUUCCCUCAGGAUUUCUUUAGUCUCUAUCCCAAAAGAUGCACAUUUAAGAUUGAAAUAAAUCACACAAUCCUGAAUGAAACUGAAUCAUUGUUCAUGCACCGAUACAAAAUCUCAAAUAAAAUCUCUGAUUAUUCUCUUCAUUCGAUGUCAUUG
Messenger RNA from Carassius gibelio (silver crucian carp), 1092 nucleotides. It is a transcript of the gene lim2.5, whose product is annotated as lens intrinsic membrane protein 2.5. The transcript is spliced from 5 exons. Gene Ontology annotation, molecular function: structural constituent of eye lens. Gene Ontology annotation, cellular component: plasma membrane. The record is from RefSeq and is a predicted model, not a curated record. The coding region runs from base 269 to 790 and encodes 173 amino acids. NCBI's taxonomy places the organism in Eukaryota, Metazoa, Chordata, Actinopteri, Cypriniformes, Cyprinidae.